UCGUUUCCGCCAUUCUCUCUAAUCUCUAUCCAUAAUCAGAUUUCCAUUCAUCAAUGGCGUUGAAGAAACUGUUAGCUCAGCGCUUCUUCGGCAAAUCUACGAUCACCAGCGCCGCGGUGACCAACUGCCGCGUCUCGUCCCCAUGCACUGCCGCGCUCUCCAAGGCGAUGUCGUCGAAGAAUCUGGCAUCCGAUCCCGGCGACGACGGAAUAUUCCGACGAUAUAUCCACCGGAAAGCGGGGGAGGUGUCGUCCGUCGCCGCCGGCCUGCGGCUCCUCCCGACCGGGGAGAAGCUUCUGGAGAGGAUCCGAGAGAUGGACAUUGCUCGGAGCCGGAUCGAGCGCGAUGGCGUGAGGCUGGAGACGGCGGCGGAGAAGGAGGAGGAGGAGACGCGCCUGACGGUGAAGGACGCUGUGAAGAUUCUCAAAGUUUCGCAGUUGGAAAUUAUCAAGGCGAGAUUGAGGGAAAUUGAGAAGGAUCAGAUUUCGUAUUCGGAGUUGGUUGCAAUAUGUUCGACGGAAUGCUCAAGCGACGAUCACGCGAUCGAAUUCGCUCAAAUGCUCGAUCAAUCUGGGACCGUUAUUGUGCUCGGCAAUACCGUCUAUAUCAGGCCCGAACAGGUGGUGAAAGCCAUCCGAAGCCUAAUCCCAGUGUCCCCACACAGCCUAAACGAAUCAAGAAUGUUCCAAGAAAUGGAGAAGCAAAAGGCAGCCAUCGACAGAGAGGCUCGAACGUUGGUGCAACGCGAGCUUCACUGUGGAUUAGUCUAUUUUGCAGUCCAAACAGCAGCCUUGAUGAGGCUGACAUUCUGGGAGCUCACAUGGGAUGUGAUGGAGCCCGUAUGCUUCUUCAUCGCGUCCACGCACUUCAUGGCUGCGUACGCCUUCUUCAUACGAACCUCCAUGGAGCCCACCUUCGAGGGCUUCUUCCACAGCCGCUUCGUGGCCAAGCAGAAGCGCCUCAUCAAGGACCACAAUUUCGAUAUUCACAAGUAUAAUCAGUUGAAGAAAGUUUAUUAUUGCAAGCCUAAACCUUCUCAAUCAGAUGAUCAUGCUGCUGCAUUCGCUUACUAGUUCUGGAUUUCGCACGUUUUCAUCGGGCACAACACAGCGGUUGUGAUGUGUUUAGAGAAAAUGAUGCAAUAUAAUUCAAACUGUUAGAUCAUAGUUAUAAAUUGUAUCGUCUUGGCGGCUCUUGUAUCAUGUAGAUUGAAGAGGUUUAGGCUUUAGGAUAUCUUUACUUUUUAUCUUUUUUUGGGGGGUGCAUGUAUGCAUUGUAUUCAAAUGAAUCAUGAACUUGAUAUGUAGACAAGUUCAACAAUGAAAUCUAGGAAUUAGGAACUUUAUAGAUUAUAGAAAUAAAUAAUUUUUCUCUUUUAUAUAUAGUAGAAUUUCCAA
This is a messenger RNA of Salvia hispanica, 1397 nucleotides long. RefSeq names its product calcium uniporter protein 3, mitochondrial-like. Gene Ontology annotation, biological process: calcium import into the mitochondrion; mitochondrial calcium ion homeostasis. The record is from RefSeq and is a predicted model, not a curated record. Lineage: Eukaryota; Viridiplantae; Streptophyta; Magnoliopsida; Lamiales; Lamiaceae. Gene Ontology annotation, cellular component: uniplex complex. Gene Ontology annotation, molecular function: calcium channel activity; uniporter activity.